AUGGAGCUCCAAGAUGCCUUGCAGAAGCUGAGCCAACUGCAGGCGGAGAAUGCGAAGUUGAAGCGGGAACUGGAGGAUGAACAGGACCGCGUUUCCUCCUUGCAGAAGCAGCUGGCUGGAAGGAUGCAGGGCUCCGAGAGGACAGUGAUGUCGCAGCGCAUCUCCGGCAUCGCUGCUUUGCAGGCGGAGAGGAAAGACAAGCUGCGGGUGGUGAUGUGGGUCUCUGGCAGCUUGCGAAAGGAAGCGGCAGUGGCCCAUGCUCGCCUCUGCAUGGGCGCGUGGUCGAGGUUUGCCCUGCUCUCGCAGAAGGCGAAGCCGAAGCCCAUCAAGAAGGUCGUGGAGCUUGAUGAGGACACGAGGGAGAAGCACAGCAGCCAGGCCUGGCCUCCGCCCGAUAGUGGGAGCAUGGCCCUGAUGCACGAAGCGCAUUUGGAGCGCUGCCGUUGCCUCGCCUCUUGGGCGGCUUUGCGGCAGAGCGCCUCGCUGAGCGCCGCCUGGGCGCUGCGCUGCAUGGGCGCCUGGCGCCAGGCCGCCUAUGCGCGGGCGCGGGGGCGCAUGGCCGACUGGACGGGCCGGCAGCUGUGGCAAGCGCAGCGGCUGCAGCUGGGGGUGCGCUGCUGCGCGGCGUGGCGCGGACUCACGCACGCGCGAGCACGGGAGCGCCUGGCAGAAUGGGCCGCAGCGCAGCUGGAGCGACAAGCGGCUCACGGCCUUUUGGUCUUCUGCUUCUUUAGCUACCGCCGCUUCGUGAAGGGCGCCCGCCGGCCUGGCACGGCGGUGCACGAGGAGGGCGCGGCUUCUGAGGAGGAUGCGCACCGCCAGGAGCUUUCCCUCCUGACGCCGGCCGCCCUCUGCAAGGCGGCCUUCCACCAGAACGCCAGUCGCCGCCUCCGCGCGACGUGCGUUUGGUCGGCUUGGACCCGCGCCACCUGGGAGCUGCGACAAGAGCGUGUGGCAGUUGCCCUGCACAGCCGUUUCGAGGAGGAGCAUGACCUCAUGGACCAGCGGAUCCUAUUUUGCAGGGACCUGGUGGUGAAGGAGAAGCUUCGUGCUCAGCGGCUGCUGCUGCUGCGCUGGAUUUUCGACGUGCUCGUGAAAUGGACCGCUGGAGCUCGGAACAAAGCACGUGGCGAACGACGAGAUUUAGAAUGUCAAUCAGCGUUGGACGAAAUGAAACACAAUAUGGACGAGACCGCCGCCCGUGCGGUCUCUACAAUCGCCAGGAUGCGCCACGAUCCCAAGCCCUGGACCAUGAGCCUGAUUGUGCACUUCUGGGCCCUGCUGCUUCAGAUCUCCAAGGAACAGAUGAACACGGAGGCCGUGCAACGACGCUUGGAAGAAGCCAUGGCAGAGGUUGCAGUUCUCAGACGUUAUGCGGCGGCAGAUCCUGAGGCUCCGGAGGCUCCGCGCAAGACACGCGCAUUGGAAGACUUUGAGACUGCGGGGCGCGCUGCUCUGGGCAUCUACGGGGAGGGUCUGCCCCGUCCUGCUAAAGCGGACCUGGCGCGGAAUGCAUGGGCUUCUUCCUCCUCCUCUGCGUACGUGUCUCCGGAGAACGCCAAAGUGCACCUGCCCAAGGGCAACGACUUUGCCAGCACGAUGGCCUAUUUGCGGCAGGCGAGGUCCAACCCAGGGUCCGCAGAAUCCGCGCGCCCGCCACCAAGCAUCGUGUCAUCUGACUAUCAGACAGCACAGUCGAUCGGCACGAACUCCGCGCUGUGGGCACAGUUGGACGAGCAUCUGGGGCGUGGGAUUUUCGAAAAGGGCCAAGCGCGGCGAAGCUAUGCGAGCGCCCGAAGCGAAGCGGGCAAAGCCUCGGGAGGUAUGGCGCCGAUGUCCGUGAAGGUGCCCAGCCGGCCGCAGAGCGCCACCAGCCGGCCGCAAAGUGCGCGGUCUAGGACAACUCGUCCCCAAAGCGCGCAGAGCCGGCGAAGCGAUGGGGAAGCCCUUGGAGGUACCAGCAUGCUCAGCUACAAGGGCCUCAUGAGCCGGCAGCAGCACCACAACAGGCCUGCAAGCGCCGGGCGCCGCAUUCUGCCCGCCGAGCUUGGCUUGGCAGGGCGCCGCGUGUUGACGCUGCCGAGCCACGUGGACCAAUGCGACCAGGGCGAGAGCUGCUGCUGGCGCUGGCUGGCGCAUGCAGUGCUCAAGGAGGCAGCGUGGCUCAAAGAGGACCUCGACUCCCUGCGAAAGGAGCAUGCCGAGCAGCAAGAACACCACACCAAGGUGGAGAAUUGCACGGAGGACUUAGCAGAGUUGCGGGGCGCCCACAAGAUCCUUCAGCAGGAGCUUCGCACCUCCCGCGAGCAGUGCGACCUGGUCAGGCAGGAGCUCCUUAUAGUCAAGACCUCCCAAGCCCAGAAGCUCAGCAAGGAGGAGGACUUAGUGCGGGAGGUUGCACGGCUGGAGGGCGAGAAAUCGCAGGCCGUGGCCAGGAUGGAAGACGCCAGGCAGAAGCACAUGCAGAUGGAGCGCGAGACCUUCCGGAUGCACUCAGAAAUCGAGGACCUGAAGCGGCAGAUCCUCUUCCGAGAGGACGACCGGGUGCGCGCGGAAGGCCUGCUGAAGGCUGUGAAGAAGGAGAGGGACGAGCUCAAAGAGGCGGCGGAGGCGACGAAAAAGCGGAAGGCCAAAGCUAAGCCCAUGGGCAGGCGCGAGCUGUUUUGA
Effrenium voratum is the source of this 2667-nucleotide messenger RNA. The record is from the annotation of a GenBank genome assembly. Lineage: Eukaryota; Dinophyceae; Suessiales; Symbiodiniaceae.